Messenger RNA from Thyridium curvatum, 2190 nucleotides. RefSeq lists its product as uncharacterized. Gene Ontology annotation, molecular function: DNA-binding transcription factor activity, RNA polymerase II-specific; transcription cis-regulatory region binding; zinc ion binding. Gene Ontology annotation, cellular component: nucleus. The transcript has 2 exons. The record is from RefSeq and is a predicted model, not a curated record. Gene Ontology annotation, biological process: positive regulation of transcription by RNA polymerase II. Lineage: Eukaryota; Fungi; Ascomycota; Sordariomycetes; Thyridiales; Thyridiaceae. Bases 1 to 2190 code for a protein of 729 amino acids.
AUGGGUUUCCGCCGUUCGUCGUUACGAUUGCCCCAAAACGGACACCCAGCCCAGAUCUGGGACGCGAUCGAACCGAACACGGCUCAACACUAUGAACUGAUGGAGUCGAGUCACAUCCCCUCGAGAUCGCGGUUCGGUUGCGCAACCUGUCGCCGCAAGCAUCGCAAAUGUGACGAGCAGCGGCCCGUCUGCAACCCAUGCAAAGUCCGGGGUUUGGAGUGCGGCUACCAGGUAACCCUGAAAUGGGCAGACUCUCAGAGCAUCAACACCUUCGACGCCUCACUUCGCCAGAAGAACAAACGAACAAAGCGAGCCUCCUGCAGCUCUGGCCCAUCCGUACCAGCGACACCUGUGGUCGCAUCACCACACCCGUCUCACGAUGACAACAGGAGCGAUGCGCUGCCGUCCUUGCGGGAGACCGCCGGGCCCUCAGCCCAUAACUAUGAUACUGUGAUAGACUUCGCCAACUCUGGAGAUGGACUUGGAGCGGCGACGACAUCCCCUGCAGAGAUCGAACGGACACCGAACGUGUGGCCGGAAUCCGGCGUAUCUCCACUUGACGAAAUCCGAUGGCUAGAACUUCGUAGCCUUGACCGUCAAGAUGAUGAUCAAGGGCAUGGCAGUCUUCAACAUGAUGGGUAUAGCAGUCAUCGGAGAGAGACCUUCCACGACGAGCAGAGAAAGUUCAGCGACUUUCAGAGUGCACUGUCACCACAGAACACUCGACAUGUACAGCAGGUUCAGAGUGCCUUGAGCCCAGCAGAUUCGGAGCCUUGGGUAAUCAACAACAUCAUGAGCACCGUCCUUUCACAGCUGUUUGAAGACCCCGGAGAUGAGAUUGCCUUUCACUAUUGUAAGCACCCUCCUCAGGCAAUCUGGCGUUCCUCUGCAUCCACCACUGACACUCCUGACUGCGUAGAUUUCAAGCGAGUAUGCAGUUGCAUACCGGCGUACGACAGUCCCCAGAACCCGUAUAGAAAGUUGGCUCUCGUGUCUCUCUCUUACCCCGUUAUCCUCCACGGCAUCAUAUCCGUAUCUACGAGCCACAUGCACAACUACGGGCGCAGCAGCGAAGCCUUGGUUUCUUCGAGGCAAGCCCGUGCUUUAAAGUCAUUGCGAUCCGCGCUAGGCUUUCUUGUCGGCAACAAGAGCCAUGGCGACGCUGUUGACGAUGAGCUGAGGCCCUUCGUAGACGGAGGCGGGAUCUUCUCUGUCCUCUCGGCCAGGCUGAUUGCCCUGGCCGCAGUCAUGAUGCAGACUUCAUCAUGUUUGAUGAGCGGAAUCGGCAACGUCGAGGUCCACAUGAAGUGUGCACUCGAGUUUAUGCGAGACCUCGGUUAUCUCUGGCGGCCGGCAACCCCGGUGUUCGGGAGGUUGCUUGUCCAGCGCUUCGCCAUGGUUGAUGUGGUUCUCGCGCAUCUCCGCUUCCGCCGUCCUCUCGCGCCAUUAGACUUCUUCAUGUACAACGACCACGAACAGGUUGAUCACGAGGAGCCUUCGUUCCGAGAGAUGCAGGGUUGCCCACAACGAGUGCUGGGCUUCCUGGCGCAGAUCGCUUGGCUUAGCGCGGAGCUCACGGAGACCGUGACUAAUAUCGAAUCCCGACACGCUGAGAUACAGUCCAGAGCCUAUGGGCUUGAAACGGAGAUGCGGGUCUGGGGUCACAAGUACUACGAUGCAGUGGUCCGAGGUUCCAGUGCGGCUUCGGCGCAUACUGACCUGAGCGUGAGCAAGCCCGCCUCGGGCAAGGAAAUAAGCAACCCAAGGGAAGCACUCGAUGUCGUCAGCGAGUGUUUCUACUGGACGGCACACGUCUUAUUGCUCCGGCGAGUUUUCUUGGACCCAACAAAAUCCGGACGCGUGCAGCUGAUCCGGAGGCACGUCUUCCGCCUCAUCAACAGUCUCGAGGUCGGUUGCGGUCCAGACUCUUCUCUGCCGUUCCCUUUCUAUAUGGCGGCUCGAGAAGCCGUAACCCUCGAGGACCGCGACUGGGUCCGGCAAAAGCACAUCGCGAUGAUGGAGACUCAUCGUGACUGCUCCCGGGAAUACAUGAUGGCUUCGACAGAGAAGAUUUGGGAAAAGGCGGUGGCAUCUGACAGCGGGGCCUCGGAUAGCAUGCCCUGGUCAGAAACUUCUUACGAAGGUUUCAUUAGGAAGAUCGACCGCGAGGCCUCCUACUUUAUGUUCUGA